CGUAACAGCAGGAAUUAAGAGAUACAGUCAAAGUGGACAUGGACUUGGCACUUGAUCAACUUGUGGUGGAGGUUUUGUUUCUCUGGAGUGUCUUGUUUGUCGAUGAUUACCCAGUUAUGUUCUCCACUGUGCGUUUGUGGUAAACAUUGUUUGCUAUGGCUCUGCCUUCCAGUCAAAUGUAACUGUUUUACCCCUUGUAUCCAUUCUGACAACCUCAUGUUUUGAUAAAUGUUAUCUCGACCUGAUACAUAUCUAGAUGCAGCAGUUUGAAUAAUCUGAGUGAAAUAUGUUUGUUUUUUGAACCUAAAUGUCCAUUGGUUUUACAUUCAUUUCCCCCACUUUGAUUGUCGUUGGUAUUGUGUAGUGUUAUAGUAUGAACUCUUAGUGACGCUGUUGACCACAGUGUUGAUGACUUAGAACUGGGCUGCAGCAGCACCUCCCAUGUAACGUCGACAUCAUUCAGAGAGAACACGACGGGCAACAAACGGACAAUCGCUGUUGUGGAUAUAUACUGAAAGAGAGAUUUUCACCCGAAAUUAUUGCUUCCAGAUUGUUUAUAUUGUUGAUGAUUUAGAGUUUGUCAUUGGAGUCUAAGAGUGAUCUGUUUUGUGGAAUAUUAUCAGACUGUGCAGCGUCACAGAGGAAAAGGCGGAUUGAACAAUGAAUCGGCAAGUACUGUUUAUCUGUCUCCAUGUUCUCCACUCGGUGGUCGGUCAGAUCAGCUACACGAUUCCCGAGGAAAUGACAAAAGGAUCUCUGGUGGGAAAUAUAGCACAAGAUCUGGGUUUGGAGAUAAAGCGUUUGAUAUCGGGUAAAGCUAAAAUCUAUACGAGGAACACCGACGAGUACAUCGAGCUGAACAGAGAAAGAGGAGUCCUCCUCGUCAAAGAAAGAAUCGACAGGGAGGCGCUGUGUACAGAGACGACGCUUUGUGCUUUACAUUUUCAGAUACUUUUAGAGAAUCCGAUGGAAUUUUACAGUGUUACAGUCCAGAUCACAGAUGUCAAUGACAAUGCACCGACAUUUGAACAAAGAGAAAUUACCUUUAAAAUUAGCGAGUCAGCCAUUUCAGGAGCGAAAUUUCUACUGGAAAGGGCUGUGGAUCUUGAUGUAGGAAUUAAUGGAGUUCAUAAAUACGAAAUAAAACCAACAGAUAAUUUUGCUCUCAAAGUACACAAUAACGCUGAUGGAAACAAAAAUGUAGAGAUGGUGCUACAGAAACCUCUAGACAGAGAGGAGGAAGAGCAGAUAUCUCUCGUGUUAACAGCUGUAGAUGGAGGAGAACCGCAGAUGUCAGGAACAAUGCUGAUUGUUAUUACAGUAUUAGACAUAAAUGAUAAUGCCCCUGUUUUUACACAGUCUACAUACAAGGCUACAGUUACUGAGAAUUCACCUAAAGGGACAGUUGUGGCCACUGUUACUGCCACCGAUGCUGAUCAAGGCUCUAAUGCUAAAAUAACAUAUUCAAUUGCAAAUAGAUUGGAAAACAUAAGGAAAAUGUUUGAGGUAAAUCAGGAAAACGGGGAAAUUAUCUUAAUUGCAAAUAUUGACUUCGAGAAGUCAAGAAACUUCGAAAUAAAUGUAUUGGCUACUGACCACGGAGGACUUACAGAGACUUGCAAAUUAAUUGUCGAUGUACAAGAUGUAAAUGACAACAAGCCUGAAAUUAAUAUAAUGUCAAAGUCAAACGUUAUUUCAGAGGAUGCCAAAGUUAAUACGGUCGUUACAAUGAUCAACAUUGAGGACAGGGAUUCUGGAGAAAAUGGAAAAGUUCAAUGUUUUAUCGACGAAAACGUGCCAUUCAUUUUGCAAACAUCAACUAAUAAUUUCUAUAGUUUAGUCACAGACAGUGAAUUAGACAGAGAGAGAGCCUCAGAGUAUAAUAUAACAGUGACGUGUUCUGAUGAGGGAGUGCCCUCCCUCUCCAGCAGCGUCACUCUCACCUUACAGAUCUCUGAUGUGAAUGACAACGCGCCUGUCUUUGAGAGGAGCUUAUAUGAGGCCUACAUUGUAGAAAACAACACACCAGGUCUCUCUAUAUUCACAGUGAAAGCCAGAGACCCUGACUGGAACCAGAAUGCCCGUGUUUCUUACAUACUGGAGGACUCCUCUGUUAACGGAGUGCCAGUCUCCUCAUAUGUGUCAGUUAGUGCUGAUAGUGGAGUCAUACAUGCAGUGCGCUCUUUUGACUACGAGCAGAUCAAAGAUUUCCACUUCCUCGUCAAAGCCCAAGAUGGAGGUUCUCCUCCACUCAGCAGUAAUGUGACUGUGAAAGUACUGAUCCAGGACCAGAACGACAACCCCCCUCAGGUUCUGUACCCAGUCCAGACGGGUGGUUCUGUGGUGGGUGAGAUGGUGCCUCGUUCAGCAGAUGUGGGCUAUCUGGUCUCUAAAGUGGUGGCUGUUGAUGUGGACUCUGGACAGAAUGCCUGGCUCUCCUAUAAACUCCAGAAAGCCACAGACAGGGCGCUGUUUGAAGUGGGCUUACAGAAUGGAGAAAUAAGAACUAUCCGCCAAGUGACUGAUAAAGAUCCCGUCAAUCAAAAACUGACUGUUAUAGUGGAGGACAACGGACAGCCCUCUCGUUCAGCUACAGUCAUUGUUAACGUGGCGGUGGCGGACAGCUUCUCUGAAGUGAUGUCGGAGUUCACUGACUUUAAACAGGACAAGGAGUACAAUGACAACCUGACUUUUUACUUAGUGUUGGCUCUGGCUGUAGUUUCCUUCCUCUUCAUCACGUGUUUAGUGGUUAUUAUCUCAGUGAAAAUCUACAGAUGGAGACAGUCUCGUGUCCUGUAUCACUCCAAUCUCCCCGUGAUUCCAUAUUAUCCACCACGUUACUCAGACACUUUGGGUGGGACAGGGACUCUCCAACACGUGUACAAUUACGAGGUGUGCAGGACGACUGACUCCAGAAAGAGUGACUGUAAGUUCGGCAGAGCUGGUAGUCAGAACGUGCUGAUAAUGGACCCCAGUUCUACAGCGACGAUGCAGCGGAUGCAGAGUGAAAAGAACAUCUUGGAUGAACCAGACUCUCCUCUAGAGGUGAGGCCUUUUACAAUUCAAACGCUAUAAUGUUUCGUUUGGGGUAGAAAUAUAUCAAAGAAAAAUCACUCUGUGUUAAUCGUUGCAGCUGAACUUCUAAGAUUUAGUUAAUAGUUCAGCACCAAGGACAGCGCUACAAGAUCCCCUUCACAGGUUGACGCAGGAUUGUUGUCGACACCACUCUUUUUUCUCAUUGUCUUCUUCAUAGUGACUAACUCUUCAAUGCAAGCCGUUAAUUGGGAGUGCGCGUGCAUGUGUGUUUCUAUGGGUGUUACUUUGUUCUCCUUUGUCUGGAUUUUUUCAAUAUAUUUCCUUUAACGUGUCUUGGCAGCGGUGAUGCACUUACGCGUUUAAUUACAUACAGUGGCCUUCUUUAGACUCUCCCUUCCUCCUUUUAAGAUUUUAUGUGUUGUUACGUCUUGUGAUGUAAACAAUUUUCGGAAUAAGAACAUAUAUUUUAUGACUGUGAAAUGACAUCGAAAUGAGGUCUGAAUAUACAAUGACUUGUCCUUUUGAAGCAGCUGCAUGGUGUAAUUUCGUGUUGUGCACUCUUAGCGACGCUGUUGGCCAGUGUGUGAUAGCUUCAUUGCAGAUCUCAGCAGCACCUCCCAGAUCAUUUAGAUGAGUAGGAAGCGAGGUCAGUACAAUACACAAUCUGAGGUACCACGAACAGUGCACUCUCGACCAAGGUGGUGGACGUAUUUUUUUUUAUCGGCAUCCAUUGCCUCUGGUUUUUAUUUUAGCGUUGCCCUGUGUGGAAUAUUGUGUUUCUUUGGAUUGCUUUCUAAUUUUCUGUGAUGGUUGAAA
Messenger RNA from Solea senegalensis (Senegalese sole), 3852 nucleotides. RefSeq names its product protocadherin gamma-A2-like. Gene Ontology annotation, cellular component: plasma membrane. Lineage: Eukaryota; Metazoa; Chordata; Actinopteri; Pleuronectiformes; Soleidae. Gene Ontology annotation, molecular function: calcium ion binding. The coding region runs from base 661 to 3075 and encodes 804 amino acids. The record is from RefSeq and is a predicted model, not a curated record. Gene Ontology annotation, biological process: homophilic cell-cell adhesion. The transcript has a single exon.